AUGUAUGAAAUAAGUACAACAAAAUUGGACAUCACAGUGAUAAUUGAAAGAAAUCGAAAGGGUCAAGGAUCAGAAAACAUCGGAGGAUAUGAUUAUUUCUGCAGCGGGAUACCAAAGGAGAUGAGAGCCCAACAGGAAGCCUUUAUAUCAAUACGAAAGAAACUAUGGAAAUGCAGGCAAACUACUUGGCAGGCCAUAACUAAAAGGCCAAUAGUAAUGUGCCCUACUAUAAAAGGACAAAAAUGCACAAUCUUGGGAGUGUAUGCAGUAAAUGAUGAUGCACCAGUAAGCGUUAAAAAUUAUUUUUUUAAGAACCUGCAUUUAUAG
Diabrotica balteata is the source of this 327-nucleotide messenger RNA. NCBI's taxonomy places the organism in Eukaryota, Metazoa, Arthropoda, Insecta, Coleoptera, Chrysomelidae. The record is from the annotation of a GenBank genome assembly.